UCUUACAAUGAUAACAUGUUUCGUACUUCUCUUAAGUUCUGACUUGUAUGAAUACUGAUAGUGCAUAUAAGCUGUGCAUGCAUCCUUUUAUCUUGCUUUAGAAGCAGGGUGUACAAAGUUGACGUGCAUCAGGAUUUUGAGAAAAGGCAGAACAUCAGGUAUCAGAAAGACCAGUGACUUACAGAUGGACUCGAUGGAUCUAUUCGGAGAAUUUUUCUCCUCUGAAUAUAUAGCGGACAAUCAAAAUCUAUCUGACAAUAUCCUUGACUCGAGUAUUAGUCCGGAAGAGGAAUUUUUGAACAUCUUGGAAUCGGCAGACGAAAUGGAUGACCUCGGUAUGUCGCUUCUUGAAAAUAAUCACGAUCUAAUAGACAUCAUGACACCGAUGUUUGCGACGCCAUUCUCGCCCGUGCCUUAUGAUAACAUAGAAUUUGUAGAUACCGACUUUCAACAAAUGCAUCAGCCAGUUGUAGAACAAGAAAAGCCUGAAACAACUAACUCCUUAUCUCCAUUGAAACAACUGCUUUUAAGUAAAACUAAAACACCACAAAAUAAGCCCAUGCCCACGCCGAAUAAGAUAUCUAGCAGGCGCGGCUCGGAGAGAAAUUCUAAAGCUUUGAAAUCGUCCAUGGAAAAUUCCAGAAAACAUACGAAGGAUUAUUCAGAGGAUUACAUAUCGCACUCAUCAACAAACACUUCCCAAGAAAUGAGUGGCGUAAAACGGGACAGAUCUAAAGGUAAAAACACGUCAAAAGCCCUGAAGUUCCCACCCUGUGCAGUAUGCGGGGGUAAAGCCUCUGGGUUACAUUACGGGGUCAAUAGUUGUGAAGCCUGCAAAGGCUUUUUCAGACGGUUCAUUAUACGAAAUGAAGAGUACAAAUGUGCCAAAGACGGUAAUUGUAAAGUUGUGAAUAAAAAUCGGGAAAACUGUUCUGGAUGUCGCUUGAAGAAAUGUCUUGAACUCGGUAUGUCGAAAGAAAACUCUAAAUUGGGGAGAUACUCUCUUUCUCGAAGAACAGAAACUAUCAAAAAGGUGAACGUCCUCGAAGGCAAAGAAAAGAAAACUGAAAAGGUGAAAACAUUUGAUGUUAAUUUAGAUUCUUUUAAAUUUGAUCAUACUUACAGCGAAAGCGAGAGCGGCAAAUCGUCUCCGAGUUUGCAUGAUAUCGUUCCCGAAGAUUGUUGCCCGGAUAAUCUUCUUCAAGAACUGGUCCGAGCGAUGGAGGAAAUUCAACCAUAUGGACCCAACAUAACCAGCAAUGAGCAGGUGCAGAGUGUGAUCAAAUAUCACCAUCAGCGUUACCAGAUCAAACUGCAGACCUAUGGGGAAAUGAAAGCUGUUCCAAAAGAUGAGUAUUACAAACUUUUAAAAGAAUAUGGGAUCGAUGUGGACGGAAGGAUUCAAGUGUUCAAAGAGUAUGUGCUGAAAAUCAAGCGACUAACGAAAAGUUAUUAUAACUUUGCGCAUCAAAUCCCAGGAUUCAAGAAAUUGCAGUCACGUGAUCAGUCAAAUCUUUUAAACGCUUUCCGAUGCGAUUUCUUCGUCAUACUGAUGCACGAGGGUUACAAUGAAGACUAUGGUGUGGUACUAGCGAGAAAUGGCGUUGCGUACCACGUUAAUGAACUGGCCGACAAGUGCUUCUCGAGAGAAUUUAUCACCAACAUCUGCGAAGCAUACGCCCGAUUUCAGAGCCUCGCCUUAAGUAAAGAGGAACAAUGUCUUCUAAUGGCGCUGACCUUGACCUUUACUGAUCGCUGUAACCUUGGAGAUCCAGAAUUCGUUGACAAGAUCCAGUAUCUCGUAUCGGAAGUGAUACGUUAUCAUCUUGAACGAACGGUUGGACCACAAGCGCAACAAAGGUUCGCUAAGUUUGUAGACAGUCUUGUUUUCCUUAGAGAAGUUUCUGAACAAUACAUGGCGGAGUUUAGACAAUUAUGCAAAGACGAAAUGAUGAUAAAAGAAGUUCCGAUGAUGACCGAGUUUUUAACUGACGAAUGGUGAUAGGUCAAAGAUUGUAGACUAUGUGAUAGCGCAUAUUAAUCAUAUUUUAAUCAGAGUAAAAUCUCUAUCUAAUGGAGAUAAAUUCAUAUCGCAGUACUCUUGGCCUUUGUCGGCGGUAACUUUGUGUAUGAUAUGAAUUAAAUGUAUAUAACACUCUGUCAUAUCAAGAUUAAAUCGUGUAGGUUCUUGAAUUAAAAUUAUUCCCAUCUUUGUACAUGUACAAUGUCAAACUCCAAAACAUUAUUACAACCCUUUAUUGGUAUUGUUUGACAAUAUUCUUGCACGGAGGUUGGGUACAAUGUGUAUUAUAGUAAUACAAGUAGGCCUUCGCAGCUAGAAAAGUGUUCAUAUGACAACAGUAAAGGCUGGUAUGUGCCGGUUAUGAAAUGAACGAUGUAAAUGUGUAUCAAAUGUUGAACAUAAUGUAUAUACAGUAAACAUUUUUUACGAAUUCUUUCUCCAAAACAGCCUUUUAGAGUCUGUAUGUUGAUGUGUUUGUUCAUAUGAAAAGUUAGCAAAAGCUCAAGCCUCUGUUCUGUGCUUAUUAUUUGAUCCAUAUAUUAAAGGCCAUGAGGGUAGAAAUGUUUUUAUUGUUUUAAAUAAUGACGCCACGUCUAACGAAAAUAAAAGACUAGAUGGUAACAGCUUUAA
Mercenaria mercenaria is the source of this 2653-nucleotide messenger RNA. Its product is annotated as vitamin D3 receptor-like. Gene Ontology annotation, biological process: regulation of DNA-templated transcription. The record is from RefSeq and is a predicted model, not a curated record. NCBI's taxonomy places the organism in Eukaryota, Metazoa, Mollusca, Bivalvia, Venerida, Veneridae. Bases 185 to 2002 code for a protein of 605 amino acids. The transcript has 2 exons. Gene Ontology annotation, molecular function: zinc ion binding; sequence-specific DNA binding; DNA-binding transcription factor activity.